This is a messenger RNA of Exophiala aquamarina CBS 119918, 954 nucleotides long. RefSeq lists its product as uncharacterized. Bases 1 to 954 code for a protein of 317 amino acids. The record is from RefSeq and is a predicted model, not a curated record. Lineage: Eukaryota; Fungi; Ascomycota; Eurotiomycetes; Chaetothyriales; Herpotrichiellaceae. The transcript has 6 exons. Gene Ontology annotation, molecular function: oxidoreductase activity.
AUGGCGACACAACGUGGCCCAGAGUUCACUCCAGUAAGCUGCCCAGCUGAAAUUGAUUCUACGAGUGUUGCAGGUCUCUCUGUACUCAUAACGGGAGGUUCGUCCGCGUUGAGUAAUCUCCCUGACUAUGAGCUGAACUUUUUAGGCAGCAGUGGCCUGGGAGCCGCAUAUGUCAAGGCAUUUAGCGAUGCAGGGGCAUUUGUUACCAACGCAGAUUUGAAGCCGCCGUCGCCGGCUGCUAAAUCCAAUUUGCAACAUAUUCGAUGUGAUGUCACGAACUGGGAAGACCAGGUCGCAGCGUUCAAGGCUGCUAUCACGGGCUCUCCUAGCAAUAGCAUUGAUAUUGUGGUUGCUAAUGCCGGUAUCUCUGGCUCGGACGAGUUCUUCGAAGACGAUGGGGAUGAGCCCCAUAAGCCAACAUUGCGAAUUCUGGAGACAAAUUUACUAGCUAUGAUCUAUACUUCCAAGCUUGCAAUGCAUCAUAUGAAGCGACAGGGCCCUCAUCGAGACCGCUGUCUUGUACUGAAGUCGAGUAUCAUGGGAUACCUAGAUACGAACGGGUCGCCAACAUAUGGUGCAGCGAAGCAUGGUGUCCGUGGUUUGAUGAAGGUACUUCGACGACGAAACGGUCUCAGAGUCAAUAUUGUGGCGCCUUGGUAUAUUGCGACUCCGUUGAUGAGUAAGCUUGUUAUUGAGAGACUGACCACUCAGCUUGAAGCUCAAGGCUCGGGGUUUGCGCUCGUAGAAGAUUCCGUGAAGGCUGUGAUGCGGAUCUCUACUGAUAGGUCUAUCAACGGACGAUCUCUUGCUGUUGUCCCCAGAAGCGUACAGAAUGCAGGUUACAUGGAUAUCAAGCUCGACGAUUUCGCAGAGGAUUCGAUUUAUCGAGAACUGCAAGAAGUAUGCUCAACCCUCACACAUCGACAGCUUGCUCCGAGUGAUCAGAAAGUCUAA